ACCCUUGAUCAGAUUAUUUAAUAAAAAGGUAUAGAUGAUAAAAUAAAUACAUUUUAAAUAGACUUUUGUUAUUUUUGUAAGUAUAGUUCAUCAAAACCCGCCAGGUGACCCUAAGGGCCUCACACCAGCCUCAAUGGGGGCCAUCAGAGGAGGGCAGCGCGCUGCAGAUGGUCUCGUUUGUGGGAGGCUGCUCUCUUGUGGCCACCUGGAGUAAAAUAUGACCCGAGGACGCAGAGAGGUGAACAGAAAACAGUUGUUGCGGUGGUGUUAGAACAGGUCUGUGGUUAUUAUCUGGUUUGAAGGGAUCAACAAACACGUUGAGAUGUCUUCAGCUGUCGUUUGGUUAUGAAAAAACGUUAUAAAAACGGAGCUCAACUCCGAGUUUGUUUUCCAGAAUCCAGGCCUCUCAGUCCGGGUUUUCCUUCUCUCCCCUCCUCUUCUCCUUCCUCCUCUCCUAUAGAGCACCUUCACUCGUUCAGCUCUCAGUCUGAGAGGAGGAAGAGGAUGAUCUAUGAUUGGCCAGACGGGGACUGGUAGUCCGGAGGUUGGCACAGUGAGGCUGGCGUUCUUCCCCGUGUUCAUGUUUACACCUUGCGGACCGGGACGAGACGGAGAGAGCCGGCGGUCUGGAGCGAGCCCCGGAGUUGAUUGCUUCCCUCAAAGCUUCUUCUCCACAAGAACAUUUUUUUUAUUAUCAUUGAUUAGAUUGCUUUUUGUGUUUUUUGUUUUUCUGUUUGUGGUUGCAGAUGUGCGUUUUGCUCCACAUGGAACUGGACCAUCUCCUUUAAUGUCUUGGUUCGGCGCAGCGAUGCUCCAAACUUUUUGCUGACUUUCGCUGCGCCUUUGCGCGUACGGCACAGAGCGCAGCUGAGGAGCUGAGGAGGGGUCAACCUGGGAGCGACCCUUUUUGGGGGCGUACAGUAUUUUUCAUGGACCUUUGAAAACUUUCGGCUGGGACCGGAAUGAACGCGCCUUCAGCUCUGCGCGCGCUGUUGGCUGAUGGGAGCAUUUAAGCAAAAACUAGAAUAAGGAGAAAACACAGAGCGACUCUGAUAUUCUCUCAGUUCAUAACUCCCCUGGUUCGGUAAUCAUCACUCAGUUGAGUCCGGAGUCCACUUGGUGCAGAAUCAGCCGAGACUUGGUGCUUUGGCGCAGCCGGAAAAGAUGCGCUUUCUUCGGAUACUGCGUGAAGAAGAUCUGAUUCCUCUGGUCCUUCUUUUCCUGGUCGGGGGGCAUGUCGUGUCUGGCACCGGUGAGAGCAGCGAUGAUGGUGUUACUGAGGGACUCCCUGACUCCUAUCCAUCGGCACCAGCGGAGCCUCUUCCGGUGUUCCUGCUGGAGCCGGAGGAUGCUUUCAUCGUAAAGAACCGGCCUGUGCAGCUGCGCUGCCGAGCGUCGCCUGCCACCCAGAUCUACUUCAAAUGUAACGGGGAGUGGGUGAACCAGAACGAUCACGUCACCAGGGAGAGUCUGGACCAGAUCACAGGCCUAGUGGUGCGGGAGGUGGAUAUUUCAGUGUCCAGGACUCAGGUGGAGGAGCUGUUUGGGCUGGAAGACUACUGGUGCCAGUGUGUGGCCUGGAGCUCGGCUGGCACCACGAAGAGCAUCCGGGCCUACGUUAGGAUUGCAUACCUGAGAAAGAAUUUUGAGCAGGAGCCUCUGGGGAGGGAGGUGCGGCUGGAGCAGGAGGUGCUGCUGCAGUGUCGACCCCCGGAGGGCAUGCCCGCCGCUGAGGUGGACUGGCUGAAGAAUGAGGACGUCAUCGAUCCAUCAAAGGACUCCAAUUUUCUGAUUACAAUCGAUCACAAUUUAAUCAUCAAACAGGCCAGACUCUCGGACACGGCUAACUACACGUGUGUGGCUCGCAAUGUGGUUGCCAAAAGACGCAGCAGCACAGCCACAGUCAUUGUUUAUGUGAGUGGAGGCUGGUCUUCCUGGACGGAAUGGUCGGAGUGUAACGCUCGCUGUGGGCGGGGCUGGCAACGUCGCACUCGUAGCUGCACAAAUCCUACCCCUCUGAAUGGAGGGGCAUUCUGCGACGGCCCCCCAGUGCAGAGAGUUACCUGUACCACACUUUGUCCAGUGGAUGGAGGCUGGACGGAGUGGGCAAAGUGGUCCGCCUGCGGGACAGAGUGCACCCACUGGAGAAGCCGCGAAUGCCAAGCCCCCCCGCCCAUAAAUGGAGGAAAGCACUGCAGUGGCAGCAUGAUGGAGAGCAAAAACUGUACCGAAGGCCUUUGUGCAAGAAAUAAAAAGAUCUCAAUUGAACAUUCAAGUCAUCCUCUGACUCCAGGUAUGGGUGAGGCGGUCUACGCUGGUCUGGUGGUUGCCCUGCUGCUGAGCGUGGUAAUGGUGCUGUGUGUUGGCGUGCUGGCUUAUCGCCGACGAUGCCGCCAUCUCCACGGAGACAUCACGGACUCCUCAUCCGCUCUGACCGCUGCGUUCCACCCGGGCAACUACAAGCCUCCCAGACAGGAUAACCCUCGUCCCCUGCACCCCUCGGCGCCACCCGAUCUGACAGCCACAGCCGGCACUUUUCGGGGGCCGCUCUUCUCCCUGCAGCAGGCCGUCCACGACAGCCCUCACAAAAUACCCAUGACCACCUCCCCUUUGCUGGACCCGCUCCCCAGCCUCAAGAUUAAGGUCUAUAACUCGUCCACUCUCUCCUCCUUGGAGCUCCCGACGGACUCGGGUGACGGAGAGAUCCUCAGCCUGAAAUCUGUGGGCACGGUGGGCAGAGAGCGGGAAUACCACUGCCACACGCUGUCCAGAGAACCAGGCCUGAGCACCAGCGCCACCCUGGGAAAUCUGGGAGGCCGUCUAACCAUACCCAGUACAGGUGUUAGUUUGCUGGUCCCGCCUGGCACGAUCCCCCAGGGGAAGUUCUACGAGAUGUACCUCAUUAUUAACAAGUGGGACAAAACAACGUCACCAUCCGAAGGCAGUCAGACGGUGCUCAGUCCAGUGGUGAGCUGUGGACCAUCUGGCAUGCUGCUGAGCCGCCCCGUGGUCCUCACUUUACCUCACUGCGCCCAGCUGGACACGCCAACGCCUGACUGGACCCUCACUCUCAAGACGCAGACGCAUCAGGGCGGCUGGGAGGAGGUGCUGACAGUAGGGGAGGAGACUUUGUCGUCUCCGUGUUACCUACAGCUAGAAGAAGAAUGCUGCCACGUCCUUCUGGAGCAGCUGGGAACGUACGGCCUUGUGGGCCAGUCCUGCCCUCCACAACCCGCAUGCAAGCGCCUGCAGCUGGCUCUGUUUGCCCCCAGAGCUCCCUGCCUCUCCCUGGACCUCAGCCUCCGCAUCUACUGUAUCCAUGACACCCCACAUGCGCUGAAGGAGGUGAUGGACUUGGAGAGGAGUCUCGGGGGAGUUUUACUAGAAGAUCCUAAGCCGCUGCUCUUCAAAGACAGCUACCAUAAUCUUCGUCUGUCCAUCCACGACAUUCCUCACUCACACUGGAGAAGCAAACUGCUGGCCAAGUACCAGGAGAUCCCGUUUUAUCACAUCUGGAGUGGCAGUCAGAGACCUCUGCACUGCACCUUCAGCCUGGAGAGAAGCAGCCUGGCCGUGUCGCAGCUCACCUGUAAGAUCUGCGUGCGGCAGGUGGAAGGGGAGGGGCAGAUUUUCCAGCUGCUCACAGACAUUCAGGAGACUCUACCGCCACACUCGCCCAUUCCCUCGGGAGGUUCCUGCCUUCCUUCCUCUCAAGUGGGACCUUAUGCCUUUCGCCUGCCUGACUCCAUCCGCCAGAAGAUCUGCACCAGUUUGGAUGCUCCAAGUGCUCGAGGGUGUGACUGGAGGCUACUAGCUCGCAGUCUGGGAUUUGACAGGUAUUUGAACUACUUUGCCACAAAACCCAGCCCCACAGGUGUUCUGCUGGACUUAUGGGAAGCAUGUCACCAAGGUGACGCGGACCUGGUCUCUUUAGCGACCGCGCUGGAGGAGAUGGGCAAAAGUGAAGUGCUAGUUGUCAUGACAACAGAUGGGGACUGUUGAUUGGUCAAGAAUCAAAGUAAUGAGCAAAGACGUGUUUUUUAACAGCGGUGUGAUGAAAGUAAGAACACCUGCCUAUGAAUAUGCACACAUGGCUUCUCAUACAAUGUAUUACCUCUACCCCCUCAUCUGACCCAUUCUCAGCCAUCACAAAUACAUUUCAAUCCAUUCCAUUCUGGGACACCCACCUGCCAACCUGCUUCUCCAAAACAACGUUGCAUUUCCUGUGCAAUUUCUCUGAAAAAGUGUCAUUGCAAACUAAAAAUGUCAGAAUUCUUGUCAACUAAGACCAAUUCUUUGGAUCAAAUACAGCACACAAUGCUGGGAUUAUUAACAUUUCUGCGGUUUAAGCUCAUCUCACCUCAUGGCAGGGGCUUUUGUUUUCUAAAAGACCGUUGUGGGCAUACGGUGAAUGGUAGCAGACUUGCACUGCCUGCAGGUCCUCUCAAAAGUCCACACACAGAAUACACACACAGACAAAGCAGUUAUUAAACACCUCUGAAAAACACAAGCAAGGAUUUCUCAUCUAAUUGCUUUGUGGAAGGAUCGAACCCUCAAGGUUUGAGUCAUAUUGCUUUUGGGCUGAAGAAAAGCUGUCUCUUUUUUUCUGGAAGGAGAUUGAAUUGCAAAGUUUGUUUCCGAAUUGGCAGAUGACUUGACUGACUUUCUAUUGUACCAACAAAUGCCUCAAAGCCUUGGCAUAUCAUCCCGCCUCGUGGGGGGACUUUCCUUUUUCCUCCAACACUCGGCCACUCUGUCGCCUGCUGAGAAGACGCUGCAUCACCCCUUAAAAGUUUCCUUUAGGGAACGCUUUUUAAUUUAUUAUCCAUAUUUGUGGAUUUUUUUUUUUUUUCCUGUUUUAUCAUUUGCCCUGGAUUAGACCGCCACCGAGCUUCUGUGUUAUUUUUGAUCCAAGUAGAGCAGACCAAAUGGGAAAGUUAGCUGAUUCUCUGUUGUGAAUAACAAAUUAUGUUUGUUUCGAAAUUAUUAAUCCGUGCAAAAAUGUGAAAAUAAAUAAAUAAAUAACCUGAAACAUAAAUUAGAGAAGAUCCUAGUGGAUUUAUAAAACAAACCUUCAAAUUAAAGUUUUUUUUACUUUCUUUUCUUCUCUUAAAAGGUGAUUUUUUAAAUAAUUAAAUUAGACUGAAGUUAAAUCAAUUUGGCGCCAAGGGACCAUCAGCUGAAGUUUACCUCAAAACAAACAGAAUUAUAGAGAUGCUUUUUCACUAAAUAUGCAACCUUUGUUAAUCUAUUGCCUAAGCUGCCUGCUUUGUGAUUACAGUCCUCAUAGUGUUUGCAUAAUCAAUAACAUUCUGUCAAUGUUUUGAUGGUAAUUGAGAUAAUAUGUGCAACCCCCCAUCAUGUUGGUUCUCCUCAAGAAAAAAGUGUUGAUUUCUUUAGGACGACAAAACCAAAACAGCAUCAGUAUCAUCAGUAUCCCUCCUCUUCAGCAGUGAGUCAUGCUUUGCGUGAAUGAACGCUCGUGUGAGUGAAUGGUUCUGUGUGGGCAGGUGGCUGUGCACGUACGCGUGCACACAUUUUUACGAUCUGUCAUUUCUCUUUGUAAGUGCUAUGCAAGUACAAAAGAAAAGCAUUUCCACAUCCUUUGUUUCCUGAGAGAGUACUUCUAUUUUUUCAGAUCAGGGCAUUGACAGGGUUUUUGUUUGUUUGUUUGUUUGUUUCUGUCUGUUAGAAAUGGUUUAACAUUCUUGAAAAUGUUAGUCUGCGUAAAUUCUCCAUCUGGAAUGGAAGAGAUAGAUCACAGACCAAGGAAGCUAUAAGUGUGGACAACAAAAACAAAGUGAUGCAAUGGCUGCAGCCCGAGCCGUGACUAAUGUUGUGGAUUCAUGCCCUGCAGGUCUUUGCCAUGAAUAUGUACCCGAACACAACCCGUUCAGUUCCUCGGAUCCCCUCAAAGUGCAGGACAUUCCUCUUUUUCUCAGUUUUGGUCGCAGAGACUGAUGUCUGUGGACUACAGUGUUCUGUUCAUCCAGAUUUCUCGAGGGUCUGCUGGAUCUUUGGCCAUAUUGCUGGAGAGUUUACUUGGAGCCGUACUGGAUGUGAACGGGCUCCCCUCAAAGAGAUAAACUCAGCCUUUUGUCCGUAAAAGUCCAACGUUUUUACAGAAAACAAAAUAAAUUCUGUUACAUUA
Oryzias melastigma (Indian medaka) is the source of this 6151-nucleotide messenger RNA. It is a transcript of the gene unc5b, whose product is annotated as unc-5 netrin receptor B. The transcript has 17 exons. The record is from RefSeq and is a predicted model, not a curated record. Gene Ontology annotation, molecular function: netrin receptor activity; protein binding. Gene Ontology annotation, cellular component: membrane. Gene Ontology annotation, biological process: netrin-activated signaling pathway; anterior/posterior axon guidance. Bases 1165 to 4002 code for a protein of 945 amino acids. Lineage: Eukaryota; Metazoa; Chordata; Actinopteri; Beloniformes; Adrianichthyidae.